Diaporthe batatas is the source of this 819-nucleotide messenger RNA. RefSeq lists its product as uncharacterized. Gene Ontology annotation, cellular component: plasma membrane. Gene Ontology annotation, molecular function: water channel activity. Lineage: Eukaryota; Fungi; Ascomycota; Sordariomycetes; Diaporthales; Diaporthaceae. The transcript has 3 exons. The record is from RefSeq and is a predicted model, not a curated record. The coding region runs from base 1 to 819 and encodes 272 amino acids. Gene Ontology annotation, biological process: transmembrane transport.
AUGAAAUCACUCAGCAACUGGCAGCCGGAAUACAGUGGCCCCCGCGCCAGAAGCGGCCACAUCAGCCCCCUCUCCGCUCAUCUGACAGCGGCAUCAGGGGAGUUCGUCGGAACUUUUUUGUUUCUAUGGAUCGGCUACUCCGGUCAGACCGUUGUUUUCAGCCGGGCCUCAGCUCAGGCGAUGGAGGGCGGCCUUGGCAGCGAGACUGUCGUCUUCACAGCGCUGGUCUAUGGCCUUUCGCUGCUAGUCAACGCAUGGGCGUUUUACCGGAUAUCGGGCGGGCUGUUCAACCCAGCCGUGUCGCUGGGCCUGACCUUAUCUGGCCAAGUGCCCUGGUUGCGCACAGUCUUCUUGGUUCCUGCGCAGAUCCUCGCAUCGGUGUGCGCGGGAGGGCUCGUCGGCGCGAUGUUCGGGGCUGAUCUAUCGAAAGUAAACACUAUACUCGCUCCUGGCAUAUCGGCCGCGCAGGGGCUUUUCAUCGAGAUGUUCAUGACCGCGCAGCUGGUCUUUGUCAUCCUCAUGCUAGCCGCCGAAAAGUCGAGGGACACCUUUAUUGCACCUCUUGGGAUUGGCCUGGCUCUUUUCAUGGCAGAAUUGACUGGUGUUUACUAUACCGGAGGGUCCCUCAACCCGGCGCGCAGCUUCGGGUGUGCUGUCGCAGGUAGAAGCUUCCCCAGCUAUCAUUGGAUAUACUGGAUUGGGCCAGCGCUAGGAGCGGUGCUGGCUGCUCUCUACUAUCGUUUCGUUAAGUGGGCACAUUAUGAGGAGGCAAAUCCAGGGCAGGAUAGUGACGGGACCCAUGAGCAGGAGGUAGCGUAG